Messenger RNA from Candidula unifasciata, 675 nucleotides. The record is from the annotation of a GenBank genome assembly. Lineage: Eukaryota; Metazoa; Mollusca; Gastropoda; Stylommatophora; Geomitridae.
UUGGAUCUGCCAGAAAUCAAAGGCCAGUACGGACAACUGUAUGGUCAGCCGUUGAAGUCAGACGUGGAGAAGGAAACAAGUGGAGACUACAGAGACACUCUCAUCAAGAUUAUUGACAAAGUUGGAGAGGAGAAACCCAGCCCCAAGAAGAAGAAAGAGCAUGAUGAUCCAAUUAAUGAAAAUGAUGAAGAUGCUGUGAAACUGCACAAAGCAAUGAAAGGGCCUGGAACAAAAGAGGAUGUCAUCAUUGAAGUUGUUACACGAAACUCAAACAGUCAGAGGCAGACAGUCAAGAAAAGAUUCACUGAAAUUUAUGAUAAGAAUCUGGUGGAGACCUUUAACAACGAGCUAAGUGGAGACUUCAGAGAGGUGAUUCAGUCACUGAUGAUGCCACCUGUGGACCUUGAUGCUUACACAUUGAACAAAGCUAUGAAAGGUCCUGGCACAAAUGAGAAGGCCCUUAUUGGUGUUAUCUGCUCCAAGUCAGCAGCUGAGAUGAAUGACAUUAAAAACGUCUACAAGAAAGAAUACAAGAAAGAUCUAGAGUCAGCUUUGAGGAGUGAGACUAAUGGAGAGCUUAGAGACUUCCUUGUUGAUCUUGUUAGUGGAAAGAAAGAGAAAGAUACCAAAGUGGACCAGAAGAAAGCAGAGGAAGAUGCAAAGAAAUUACGUGGG